This is a messenger RNA of Periophthalmus magnuspinnatus, 2076 nucleotides long. RefSeq lists its product as uncharacterized. The transcript is spliced from 10 exons. The record is from RefSeq and is a predicted model, not a curated record. Bases 1 to 2076 code for a protein of 691 amino acids. Lineage: Eukaryota; Metazoa; Chordata; Actinopteri; Gobiiformes; Gobiidae.
AUGAUGCAGAAGAUGAAGAUGAUGGAGAAGAUGAUGGAGAAGAUGAUGGAGAAGAUGAUGAAGGAGAAGAAGAAGCCGCCUCCGCGGACGUCGCUCAGGGGCCCUCAGUCGAUCGCGGCCUCGGAACGAGUCCCGCGAGGCGGACCGACCGCCGCGGCCCGCGAGGCCUCCAGGGACGUGUUAUCCACUUUCCUGGCGUACUUCACCCCCGAGCUAGAGGACAUAGUGAUCGAGAUGACCAACCUGGAAGGGGUCAGGAGGACGACGCGGAGGCGUCGGGGGCGAGACGCAGAGGGUGAACAGGGCGAGGGAGGCGAAGAAGGCGGCGGCGGAGGAGGAGGAGAAGGAGGGGGAGGAGAGGGCAGAGCAGAGCCGGUGAGAAGCCGGUGGAAGCCCGUGGAUCGCACCGAGUUACGCGCCUACGUGGGGCUGCUGAUCCUGGCCGGAGUCUACAGGUCGAGGGGUGAGGCGUGUGAAAGUCUCUGGGACGCGGAGAGCGGGCGCGCCGUAUUCCGCGCCACCAUGCCUCUGAAGACCUUCAGAUCCUACUCCAGCGUCCUGCGCUUCGACGAUCGCGAGACCAGAGAGGCGAGACGCGCGGCGGCGGCGUCGUCUUCUUCUUCUUCUUCUUCUUCUUCUUCUUCUUCCUCUUACGGAGACAAACUGGCACCCGUCAGGAAACUGUGGGACGCUUGGUGCCAGCGGCUGCCGCUCCUAUACGAUCCCGGACCGGAGGUCACCGUGGACGAGAGGCUGGUUGCCUUUAAAGGCCGUUGCCCCUUCCGCCAGUACAUGCCCUCCAAACCCGCAAAAUACGGCAUCAAGCUAUGGGCCGUGUGCGACGCGCGGUCCAGUUACGCGUGGAAAAUGCAGGUGUACACCGGUAAACCUCGACAAGGAGCGCCCGCGGAGAAGAACCUGGCCACGCGAGUCGCGCUGGACCUCACCGAGGGACUGGGACCGGGCCGCACCGUGACGUGCGACAACUUUUUCACCUCGUUCGAGCUCGCCCGGAGGCUGUUCUUCGAGAGGGGACUCACCCUAUUAGGUACGCUGCGCGCCAACAGGACGGAGGUCCCGCGCGAACUGGCCUGCCCGCCUACUACCCGGGGGAACGGCAGACGGGUCGGAUCCUUCUCGUUCGCGUUCGCCACCGGGGAGGGGGGAGGCCCCUCGGUCGCCCUAAUCUCCUAUCUGGCCAAAAAGACCAGGAACGUGCUGAUCCUCACCACGGUGCCUGACGAACAAGAACAACAACAACAACAACAACACAAACCUGCUGCUGUGCUCCAUUACAAUCGUACCAAGGGAGGAGUGGACAACCUGGAUAAAGUCACAGGUACGUACAGCUGCAGGAGAAAAACCUGCCGCUGGCCCAUGGUCAUCUUUCACAACAUGAUCGACGUGUCCGCGUACAACGCGUUCGUUCUCUGGAGAGAGCUGAACCCGACGUGGAUGCCCGGCAAACGCAACAGACGCAGACUGUUCUUGGAGCAGCUGGGCAGGGCGCUCGUGGGUCCCAGCGUAAUCAGGAGGAGUGGCGGCAGGAAGAGGAAGAGGUCUCCGGCGCCUGCCCCUCGGACCACUCGUGCCCGCCGCGGUGACCCUUCAGCAAGGGGCAGCUCUCAACCCUCCUCUUCCGCUCCGCUCCAGAGACCGGACAGCCCUGGGCCCUCCUCCACUGGGACGCCCGCAGCUCCUCAGCUGGCUGCCAGCAGCAGACGCCCUCUGCCUCGGCAGACUGGUCCUUCUGCUCAUGUGCAGCCUGCUGAGAGUCGCAGCCCUGCGCUCUCCACCUCUGGCUCCUCUGUACCCCCUCACCCUGGUGCUCAGCCUGGAGGCCGACAGCUGCUCCCUCUCUGGGUCCAUGUUUGGGACGAGUCCCUGUUCUGGGAGCUUUUGGGGACUAUGCUUCCCAACCUGCACCACAUGGACCAGGAGGUUUGGAUGUACGUCUCUGGCUCAGACUCCAUGCUGGUGACUACCCCCUGGACGUCUGCCUCCACUGUCCGUGAGGUUGAGGAGACCCUGGAGACCUGGCAUUUCAGCUACUGGCCCUACGGCAGCGAGCUGUAA